Messenger RNA from Zea mays, 450 nucleotides. RefSeq lists its product as uncharacterized. NCBI's taxonomy places the organism in Eukaryota, Viridiplantae, Streptophyta, Magnoliopsida, Poales, Poaceae. The record is from RefSeq and is a predicted model, not a curated record.
AUGCUCAUUGCUGAGCUCCCGAUGACCCACCUCCCCGGAGAGGACAUCCUCUUCUGCAUCGACAUCGACCUCGAGGAGGUCGUCGCCGCCGAUCAAGCUGCUGCCACCAACGACAGCGAGGCAGCCACGCUCCGCAGCGAGGUCGAGCGCCUCGAGGGUCUCCUCGCCGCGGAGAAGGCUAGCCAUGAGGAGGAGAUGCGCAGGGGUGCACAGCUCGGGGACCAGCUGCAGACCGUGUACCAGGAGAAGGCCGCCCUCGAGGAGGAGAUCGAGACCCUGAAGGGUUCCGCCACUGCCGAGGGCAAGGGCGUGGAAGAGGGAUGUGAUUCUGUUGCUGCUAGGGCCAGGACGCCUAAGGAUUAGGGCGUGGUGCCUCCCGCACUGGUCGCGGCUGCUGGAGCAGCUGCCACGGCUGGCAUCGUGGUGGUCUUGUUUAACCUCAAGAGGUAA